This is a messenger RNA of Gadus morhua (Atlantic cod), 2904 nucleotides long. RefSeq names its product mitochondrial intermediate peptidase a (gene mipepa). Gene Ontology annotation, cellular component: mitochondrion. NCBI's taxonomy places the organism in Eukaryota, Metazoa, Chordata, Actinopteri, Gadiformes, Gadidae. The record is from RefSeq and is a predicted model, not a curated record. The transcript has 19 exons. Gene Ontology annotation, molecular function: metalloendopeptidase activity. Bases 452 to 2566 code for a protein of 704 amino acids. Gene Ontology annotation, biological process: peptide metabolic process.
CGCACUUUCGAUAGACUUUUUCCAAAUAUGAUUUAGCUCAAUUUUGGGAGCCCUUUACUAAUGGAUUUUAGGUGCAGAGUAUUUAUCUAAUAAUAUUUUUUUUUAUUAUUUUCAACGUUUAGCUUAUAUGUGGACGACUUGUAUUUGAAAACAUAGGAAAAUGCCGAUUUAAAUAGUCAGUUUGUGACAACAAGAAAGAUGUGGACUCUAGUCCACUACUAUGACUGCUGUGCUUUAUAGCACCGAUUCAUUCAAAAGGCCACGGCAGUGGUCGUUGACAACGGUACUUGGUAGCUGCUGUGUAUAAUAUAGGCUGGUUUUGUUUGUUUUUUACUCUCUAGUCCUUGUAUUUGAAGAACAAGCCUAGCAUGAUUUCUACCAGUCCGCGGCAGUAUCCGUAACCAGCCAACGUUAGACCCAAGUCAGACUUGAAGGAAGAACCCCAACCAACAUGUUCAAGAUGCUGGCGUGUAAACGCCUGAACUGUUUCAUAAAGCACCGAGCACAAGUAUGGACCUUGGCUCAGAGGAAGGUCACAACGUGGUCCCCUGUCGGGGCUGCGUUCAACAGCAAACCUCAGAGAAGACUGGACGUGUUCCAGGACAACGUGGGUUUGUUUGGAGUGCCAGAGUUGAGCUCUCCCGCAGGCUUUGAAGUAGCUACGAAGAGGGCGCUGAAGGACACCCAGCUACUGGUGGACAAGACAUGCCACAGCCCCCCAGGAGCAGCGACCGUGGAGUACUUUGACCAGCUCUCCGAUGGUCUAUGCAAAGUGGCUGACCUUGCUGACUUUGUUAAGGUAGCCCACCCGGAUCCUCUGUUCCGUGAGGCUGCAGAGAAGACAUGCAUAGAGAUUGGCACUGUUGUAGAAAAGUUAAAUACAAAUGUGGAAUUAAGCACCAGCCUAAAAGAUCUGCUGAACAGCCCUGAUAUUCUGAACCAGCUGGACCAUGACACAAGGCGAGUGGCAGAGCUGUUCAUGUUUGAUUUUGAGAUCAGUGGAAUUCAUCUGGAGGAGAAACUGAGGAAGGAGGCUGUGGCCCUGCAUGUGAAGCUCCUGGAUCUGAAUAAUGAGUUCUUAAUGGGCUCUCACUUGCCCAAUCGGAUUGCCAAGUCUGCAAUUCCAGAACAUCUACAUCUGCACUUUGCAAAAGAGGGCAGUUUCAUCCAGAUUGGAGGGUUACACGCAGACUCCCCUGAUGACUUGCUACGGGAGAUCGCCUACAGGAUCUUCCUCUAUCCUAACGGCCAGAUGCUGGAUUGCCUGGAGGAGCUGCUGAAAUGCAGGAACAAACUGGCCAAGCUGGUGGGCUACGAGUCGUACGCUCACAGGGCCCUGAAGGGAACCAUGGCCAAAAGCCCAAAAGCUGUGAUGGACUUCCUUGAGCUUCUUACGGACAAGCUUAAAGACAAGACGGCGAAAGACUUUAAAAUGAUGACGGACAUGAAGAAAAAGCUCAACCCUCGUAACUCAGAGCUAAUGGCCUGGGACCAUCCCUACUUCAGUGCCGUUUUGCGGGCUGAGAGGUUCAACAUCGAGCCCAGCCUGUACAGUCCCUACUUCUCCCUAGGGGCCUGCAUGGAGGGCCUGAACAACCUGUUCUCUCAGCUCUUCGGCGUGUCCCUCAUGUCCGAUCAGCCCAGUGCAGGGGAGGUGUGGAGCGAAGACGUCCGCAAACUGGCUGUGGUUCAUGAGACGGAGGGACUGCUGGGAUACAUUUACUGUGAUUUCUUUCACCGCACAGAUAAACCUCACCAGGACUGCCACUUCACCAUCCGGGGCGGGCGCCGUUGCCAGGCGACGGGCGAUUACCAGCUGCCGGUAGUGGUGCUGAUGCUGAGCCUGCCCCAUCCCACCAAGAGCGCCCCCACACUGCUCACGCCGGGCAUGAUGGAGAACCUCUUCCACGAGAUGGGCCACGCCAUGCACUCCAUGCUGGGCCGCACACGUUACCAGCAUGUCACCGGAACCAGAUGUGCCACAGACUUUGCUGAGGUCCCCUCCAUCCUCAUGGAGUACUUUGCCAACGACUAUAGAGUAGUUAGCCAGUUUGCUCGCCAUUAUCAAACUGGACAGUCCCUGCCUCAAAGUAUGGUGGCCCGCCUGUGUGAGUCCAAAAAGGUGUGUGGCGCUGCAGACAUACAGCUGCAGGUAUUUUACGCAGCAUUGGACCAGGUCUACCACGGCGAACCCCAAAACCGCUCCACCACAGAGCUCCUGAAGGACAAGCAGCACCAGUUCUAUGGGCUGCCCUACACACCCAGCACGGCAUGGCAGCUGCGGUUCAGCCAUCUGAUUGGCUACGGAGCCAAGUAUUAUUCCUACCUCAUGUCCCGGGCCGUGGCGUCCAUGGUUUGGAAACAGUGUUUCCUAAAGGAUCCCUUAAACAGGGACAUGGGUGAGCGUUACCGGAGGGAGAUGUUGGCUCAUGGGGGAGCCAAGGAGCCCAUGCUCAUGGUGGAAGGAAUGCUGCAGAGACGGCCCACCAUGGAAGAAUUGGUGGAUGCACUGGUGUCUGAUCUAAAUCCAAACUUUGAGACCUUCAUCAUGGACUCUGAGAGCUGAGCCCGUUAUAAAAGACAUGUAAGGCCAUCUUUGCUGGCAAGGCUGGAUCAGAGACUGUAGAACAUGGGUUGGACACACUUGCAGUUGUCUGACUGCUCUCAAAUUUCAACUGUUCAGAGUUCAACUGUGGAUUCAAUCUAAUUAAUGCAUUUACAACUUCAGAAAGUAUAUCAAUAAUUGUAUUUAAAGCCAGUGUCAGACAUGUGUGCAGUUGAAAAUUAUUUUUACAAAUUUGUUUUGUAUGUUUCCUUUAGAAUUGACUGUCGAGAAUUGGUAUCUAAGAUGUGGUAAAGAUGGUAACUGCUAAUAAAAGAACUGAAAAUGUCAUAUAAAUCAAA